AUGUCAUCAGCCCUCCUGUGUUUCCUCCUGGCUGCUCCAGUGUUGCUGGUUGCCGGCAGCCCAGUCAACACACCCAACAAUGGGACCGUACCGCUGGUGUUGUGGCAUGGGAUGGGUAAGGGACUGCACCACACAAACAUCUUACAUCUUAUCUUAUCGUAUCUUAAACACUUUUUCUCCUCCAAAAGUGAUGCCUCUGAAGCCCUAAGAGCCUUUGCUGAUGCUACACUGCAGUUAAAAUGAUAAUAAAGCAAAUAUUUAUGCCUUGUUCAGGGGACAGCUGCUGUAACCCGCUCAGCAUGGGGUCCAUUAAGAAGAUGGUCGAGCAGGAGAUCUAUGGCAUUUACGUGCUCUCUCUGAUGAUUGGAGGAAACGUUGUUGAGGUACUUUAAUGCAGAAAAACAAUUCAAGGUGAAAGAAAUCCCAAUCUCUGAAGAUAACACUUAUUUUGUCUAAAUUUGGAAAAUACAGACGCUGUAAGAUUUGUUUCUGUGUGUGUGUAUGUAAACAUAUAUUUAUUUAUUUAGAUUUAUUUAUUUAUAUUUAUAUAAAUGUGAACCAACCAGUCAUGUAACUGCCGCAGGAAGUGAAGAUAAAAAGUUGAACUAAAAUCAGGAGUAAUUAAAAGUGCAUAAAUGAGACAGAGUUAAAAACAGGCUGAAGUCAGAAUGACGACUCCAAUGGAAAGCCUGCAUCACUCUGACAAAGUGGAGGCGAUGAUGUGGUUUGCAGCAGCAGUCCUGCCUCUUUGAUUGAUACAUCCACAUGACUUGUAAGGAUUCCUAUUCUGUGACAUUUGCAGUCCUGGUAGCAGAGGUUACAUCAGAAAAAUGGCUCCUUUACUACUCCUCUGUGUCAAUUCUCAGCGUUAAUAUUCAUAACAAGCCGGCGUGGACUCUGCCGCUUUCUGCUUUGAUGUGUCGCAACACCGCGGCGCCACACGGUGCUGGUUUUCUUCUUUUUAAUCCGCCUGUCAUGCUCUGAACUUUUCAUGUCUCUCCUCUCUCAGGACACAGAAAAUGGGUUUUUCAUGGACGUGAAUAAGCAGGUGUCCAUGGUGUGCAGCCAGCUGGCCCAAGACCCAAAGUUGAAGGGAGGAUAUAAUGCUAUGGGCUUCUCCCAGGGGGCUCAGUUUCUGUAGGUGACCACUGUUCUGGACACUGUACGGCUUUGUUAAGUCAGUUUAAAAGAAAUUGGGGAUAUUCUGUGUUUGUAUAGUUUCCAUUCUUGCCAGAUUCUCCUUCACAGUGAAUGAAAAUAUAAAGAAAUACCAAUAUCCCCUCUGUUUGAGAGAGUCAGGGUUUUUUUUUUUUGUUGAAGUCGUGAACCUGCUGCCUCUGUUGGAGCAUGUUUUAUGUUCAAAGUUAUUCUCCCGACAAAAAUGAGGAAGCUCACUUUGAUUCUUUUGGUUCCUCUCCUUACAGACGAGCUGUGGCUCAGCGCUGUCCCUCUCCGCCAAUGAAAACCCUCAUCUCUGUUGGUGGUCAGCAUCAAGGUAACAUUAUGAAGGAAAAAGAGGACACUAAUGCAGCCGACUUCCCUUUGUAGAGUUUUUUUGUUUUGUUUUGCAGAAGCAGCAUCUGAAUUUUCAGCUGAUUUCCCCUAACAGUCUUAUUCUUUCGAUUUUAGCUGCUUUUAAAAUGACAUUAUGAGUUCUUAAUUCUGUAUAAUUAAAAAAAAAACAUGUACAACAACACUAAAUUUACCAAAAAAAGAAAAAUUAUAGCUUUAAAAAUUGUUCUGCUUCUUUUAUUCAUCUUUAAACAAUAAGAGAUGGCCGUUGCUUUCCUCUAGAUUGAGUUUUGGUGUCAAAUAUGGUGCUGAAAUCCUCGAUCUAUAGCUAUAAUACUGCGCAAAAGUGGAAUUUAACUAUUUUAAUAUUAACAUAUUUCAUGGUAAUAAAAAGGCUUAGUUUUUAACACUGAAGUUAGACUAGAUGUUCCCACAGAGAGAAAAAAAUCCUGUUUUUAAUGUUUGUUGGAUCAUCAUUUGCAGAUGAUCUUAAUCAUAUUUUAAAGGUCAAUACUUCCAAAUACUAUUCAUAUAUACUAUAAAGCCUACUUUACUUGUCGGUCAAAGCACUUUGUAAACCACUGUUUCUAAAGGUGUUUUUAUGACUAUUAUUAAUGUUAUUAACAGACUUCUCUCUGUGUUGUUUUCUCUAAUCCCUCAGGUGUGUACGGACUGCCCAGGUGUCCCGGUGAGAGCUCCCACAUCUGUGACAUGAUCCGCAAAGCUCUAAAUAACGGAGCGUACACUGACCUGGUCCAGAAACAGUGAGAUGUCUUUGAUUUCUCCUCUUUCAUUAAUAGUUAAUGUUUUUUAAUACCUGUAUAGACUCGUUUUUCCUAAAGCUCUGACUCUGUGUGUUGUUUGUGUGUCUCAGUCUGGUUCAGGCGCAGUACUGGCACGACCCUCUAAAUGACGACCUCUAUAAGAAGUACAGUCUGUUUCUGGCCGACAUCAACCAGGAGAGGGUCAGUAUGAGAGCAGAGCUCACUGUCUUGCUGUAAAUGUUGGAAUAAUUCAAUAUAAAUGUGAAAAAGUAGGUCAGACGUCAGGGGAACUGGGAUUUUAGUUUAUAAUUAACUGUAAAGUAAGUGUUCAUCAACUUGAAGUGAAAAAGACUGUCAGGUUUCACUUUCACUUUCAAGAAAUAUGAGGAGUUUUAUUCACCUCCUUUGAAUCAUAACUCCCACAGUCUGAAUAAACUCCGUCAUCAGUCAGACGUUUAAUGAUUUGAUGUUGUCUUCUCUCUAAAGGGCGUAAAUGAGACGUAUAAGAAGAACCUCCAGCUGCUGGAGAAGUUCGUCAUGGUCAAGUUCCUGCAGGACACUGUGGUGGAUCCUGUUGAUACCGAGGUGAAACACACGACUCAUCUUAUCAGUUUGAAACACGAGGAAAAUCUGUCUUUUGAGAAACUCUUCUUUUAUAUAUAUAUAUAUGUUAACACUGAAGCAGCAUCAAACACUAUUUAAUCUCAUUUCACCCUGUAGUGGUUCGGCUUCCUGAAGACCGGUCAGGCCAAAGAGAUGGAAACACUGCAGGAAAGCGUUCUCUACAAAGAGGUAAACGUUAUGAAUCUUUUAUGAGGAAUUAUUAAAUAUUUUUAAUGGUUUUUUUUGGCUUUUCAUGCUCUUUAAUACAACAGAAUAUCACGGCCACAUUAAAGGAAAAACAUUUUUAUUCAGUAACUUUAUUCUAAUUGGAGCGGAAUUAUGAAGUACUAUUGAAACAAGGUACUCAAGGUUCCUCAGUUUGGCUCAGACAGGUGGACGCUCACAGUUAACAAAAACUACAAUUUUAUCAUGACUUUAUUAAAACUUCUAAAUGAAGGAUUAUGAUUUGAUUUUUUGAUUUUAUUCUCAUGAGAAAAUGAUUUACAACCUUUAACCUUUAACCUUUUAAUGCCUGAAACCGAAAAAUAUGGCCAGAAAAUUCAAGUUUUUUGGAACUGAAAUGUUGAUUUCACUUACUACUGAAAACCAAAAAAUUCAAAAUGUCCUUAAAAUUUAAAAAAUAUAUUUAUUUAUCUUAUUUGAUAGAUUAGAUGUUUUUGGAAACUGAUAAAGUACAUGAAGACAUUUUUAUCCUAUAUCCGACUGUAUUCAGGUGGUUUUUUUUAGUAAUUUGUUGAUCAUAUCGAUUUGAUGGUAGUAUAUAAAAGUAUGUAUCAAAUAUGAUAGAAAAGGCAAUAAAGGGUUAGGGGAGACGAGCAUGACAUGCCUCUUUCAAACCAAAAUAUGUCCUUAAGCGUUUUCUGGCCCACAUUAGUGAACAAGUAGACUGUGACUGUCUCGUAAUUUGACUUCAAUAAAUUGUAAAUAUUGGUGAUGCUUUAGAGAUCUGCCUAAAGUGUAAAUUUGCUGUGAUGCUGUUUUUCCUUGCUUUACCUCUUUGUGCUAUUUUUAAUCAAAUAUAGAAAGUAUUUAGUCAUUUUCGUACUUCAUCUGAUGCUCUAGAAAAGUAAAAAAAAAAAGCUUUAUUCACUUCUUCAAACUCUUGGAGUAUCUUCCUCUGAUAGUUUCUAACCAAGCUGCGUCUCUAUUCCACUCGCAGGAUCGUCUGGGUCUUGCAGCGAUGGAUAAAGCAGGAAAACUAGUCUUCCUAGCAAGCGAGGGAGACCACCUGCAGUUCACCAGGGAGUGGUUCACCGCGAACCUGCUGCCUUAUCUUCGCUGA
Xyrichtys novacula (pearly razorfish) is the source of this 4182-nucleotide messenger RNA. The record is from the annotation of a GenBank genome assembly. NCBI's taxonomy places the organism in Eukaryota, Metazoa, Chordata, Actinopteri, Labriformes, Labridae.